Molecule: messenger RNA, 846 nt
Organism: Stegodyphus dumicola
Lineage: Eukaryota; Metazoa; Arthropoda; Arachnida; Araneae; Eresidae
Product: A.superbus venom factor 1-like
Cellular component (GO): extracellular region
Molecular function (GO): endopeptidase inhibitor activity; protein binding
Source: RefSeq, a predicted model, not a curated record
GAACCGCUGAGUUCUCUAUAAGGAAGUUAGUCACAAUUUCAUAAGUUGUGUACAUCUUUAGUAUCAAAUUUUUCAGUCUCUGUAUAGCAUCUCAAUGGAUAGGUUGCGAUGCUUGGUUCUUCUUUGUCUUUUCUCAAUAGCCAAAGCUCAGCCAUUUUACAUAAUUGCACCAAAUUCUUUAAGAGUGGAUUCAGAUGAAGUAAUAGGAAUUGCUAUAGAUGGUGACAGAGGAGCUUUGGUCAAUAUUUACAUCCAAGAUCACCCAGGAAAAAUAAAAAACAUAACACAGAAACAGAUAGAUGUUAGGCCAGGACAUCCAAGCACAUUUAAAAUUCACCUGAAUCCAAGAGAUUUUCCACCAUCAUUUUUGAGAGAUACACAUUCUGAGAAUAUAGUCUCUCUAACUGCUCACUGUGAAUUGUUUCACAAAGAAAUUCUGCUGCCUGUAAACUUUAAUGGAGGAUAUGUUUUUAUUCAAACGGAUAAACCUAUUUACACUCCAAGAGACAGAGCACAUUUUCGAAUUAUAUCUCUUGGUGAAAAUGUAUUACCAUCUGACAAACCAUUUGUACUCCAGAUUAAGAAUCCUCAAAAUAUUGUUGUUGAAGAAACAACAUUUAAUAAAAAAGCUGGAACUGCUUUUUUUAGUCAUAAGUAUAAUUUUCCAACUUAUGCUAUAAAUGGGGAGUGGUCAGCCACUGUGAAAUAUGGGCAUGAGCUGGGUGAAAACACAACUGUACGCUUUAUAUUGCGAGAGUAUGUGUUGCCAACAUUUACUGUUGAACUUAAAACCCAAGAUGUAAUUCUUGAAACAGCUGAAUUCAUCACUGUUUCUGUGAAUGCAAA